AUGGCGAGUGCGGGUAUGACGAUUAGUAAUGGGGGUCGAGUGAUUGGGGGCAUUGGUGCUUCGGCGGUGAAUCAUGUGGUGCGGUUUGCACAAUCAUUGUUCAACGCGGCCAAAGGUGAGAACGACUUGAUUCGGAAGAUUAGUGAAGAACCGGACUCAAUUAGCGUACCGUUCGCUUAUGUGUCUUCGGCGCCUAGUCGGUCCGCAUCCAGAUGUCAGAUGGCGGUUGGGAUUCGGGGGACGAUGACGUACAUGGAGUGGUCGCUGGAUUUCCAGACAUGGCUAUAUCCUGACCCGAUUAUACCGGGGUUGCGGUCCCAUAAAGGUGUGAUGAGCAUAGCGUUGUCCCUCAUAUCCUCCGUUCGCCAUGCACUGCAAGAAGCCAGUCGAGCCAGCGACUGUGUCUGCGAAGAGACCAAGAUUUACGUCACCGGCCACUCCCUUGGCGCCAGUGUCGCACUCAAUGUUGCCGCCUACCUCCAGAACUUCUUCCGUGACUGCGCCACUGUUCAUGCCGUCCUUUUCGCACCCCUCAAACAUAUCGAUGCACGCAGCCGACACGUCGUACAAAACGCAGUCAAUCUACGCACCAUAAUGGACAUAUCCGACCCCCUCUUCCACCUACCCUGUUCAGGCAUACCGUUCCCCCGCUGCAAUCAUGGCGCUGGCUACGACCUUUUCGACGAUCACGACCAACUCGUCCUCAUCAACGUCCCCUACAAGGCCACACCCAACCCCGUCACCACCGAACCCUCCGUACUACAAGUCCUACACGACACCUUCGUGCCACCCCAAGUUGUGGACCGACUACCAGCACCCGACAGCAUCAUCAGCGCUCACUCUUGCGCACACUCCUGUGCGUUAUCAUCCGCAUGCCAAGCAUUCGGAUGGGGCUGCACUACGUGCCCCAACAGAUGA
Molecule: messenger RNA, 918 nt
Organism: Gregarina niphandrodes
Lineage: Eukaryota; Apicomplexa; Conoidasida; Eugregarinorida; Gregarinidae
Product: lipase
Exons: 2
Coding region: 1-918 (305 amino acids)
Biological process (GO): lipid metabolic process
Source: RefSeq, a predicted model, not a curated record